AUGUCUUCAUUCACAAGACUUCAUCGUGGGUCCCCCAUCAUGUCUGCACUGAGAACAGACUGCGAUCAGCGCCGCCCACGGAGGUUCGCACCGCUCAACCCGAAACAGACGUCAGAUGCGCCGCCGCUGAAGGGGGUGGUCUUUGAUGUGGACGGGACUUUAUGCCUACCGCAACACCACAUGUACACCGAAAUGAGAGCGGCUUUGGGGAUUGACAAGUCCAUCGACAUCCUCCACCACAUCCGGGACCUCCCCACGCCCGAGGAGCGUGCAGCCGCCGUCACCAAGGUGCAGACCGUGGAGCAGCGAGCCAUGCUAGAGCAGCAGCCGCAGCCGGGCCUGGUACGAUUAAUGGAUUAUUUGGAAUCAAGGGGACUGAGACGGGCACUUUGUACGCGGAAUUUCGAGGCCCCAGUACAGUAUCUCAUCCAAAACCACCUCCCAAGUCAUGUCUUCCUCCCUAUUAUUACUCGUGACACGCCCAAGCUACUCCCCAAGCCCGAUCCCGCGGGCAUUCUACACAUUGCGCAAGAAUGGGGUUUGGUGAAUCGCGCAGAGAAUGUUAUUAUGGUCGGGGAUAGCAUCGAUGAUAUGACGGCCGGACACAUGGCUGGCGCGGCUACGGUGUUGCUCUUGAACGAACGCAACGUCCACCUGAAAGAACAUGCACAUACAGAUCUGUGUAUUAGACAGCUAGAUGAUCUGGUCGAUAUCUUGGAACAGGGAUUUCCUGGCCAUUGCAGCGAUGAGCACCUGGGUUGA
Molecule: messenger RNA, 762 nt
Organism: Penicillium alfredii
Lineage: Eukaryota; Fungi; Ascomycota; Eurotiomycetes; Eurotiales; Aspergillaceae
Product: putative haloacid dehalogenase-like hydrolase
Exons: 5
Coding region: 1-762 (253 amino acids)
Source: RefSeq, a predicted model, not a curated record